Messenger RNA from Cuscuta epithymum, 2425 nucleotides. The record is from the annotation of a GenBank genome assembly. NCBI's taxonomy places the organism in Eukaryota, Viridiplantae, Streptophyta, Magnoliopsida, Solanales, Convolvulaceae.
UUGUAUUCCCCAUUCAAAUUAAAAUUCACACAUCUCCUUUAAAAUUCCCAUCCCCACUUCUGUUUAUUUCUCCUAUGUCAUUAUAUUACUUCUAAGUGUUGACUACUCCUUUCAAAUGUUCAGUUCAACCAUUUAAACUCCUCUUGUUUUCACAUCAUGCAGUAUUUUUGUCAUUGUUAACUAAAUUCACUUAUCAAUAUUGAAAAUGUUGCACACCAACGAAGAGAAUAUUGUUCACGGCAAUUCAUCGCCUAAUGCCCUAAAAGUCCAACAACUUGAUCCUUCCAUAACAAGUUCCAAAAGCAAUGUUAGUCCUUGUUCUAAUAGUGAUAUCCCAAACCAACACCUUUCGAGUCCAUCUCAUCUUUCAGUUCUUCAAACAUCUUCGUACACAGUUAUCCUCAAGUUUGAGGACGUGGCAUACUCUAUCAAGACAGAAAGCAAUGUGGGGAGUUGUUUCUCUUCGCCGUCUAAACGGAACAAAACUCGAGUCCUGCUCAACGGCGUCAGCGGGACCGUUAACCCCGGCGAGCUGCUGGCAAUGCUUGGCCCGUCCGGAAGCGGAAAGACGACUCUACUAACGGCACUGGCCGGAAGGUUACCGGGGAAAAUCUCCGGCACCGUGAGUUACAACGGCCAGCCGCUUUCGAGCUCAAUGAAACGGAAGAUAGGGUUCGUUAGCCAAGACGACGUUUUAUACCCUCACUUAACGGUCAAAGAGACGUUGACUUACGCUGCUCUGUUACGGCUACCGAAAAAGCUUUCAAAAGCAGAGAAAACAGAGCAAGCUGAGCUGGUGAUCAGGGAGCUCGGCUUAACGAGGUGCCGGAACAGUAUGAUCGGCGGCGCUUUGUUCCGGGGGAUUUCCGGCGGAGAGAGGAAAAGGGUCAGCAUUGGGCAAGAAAUGCUGGUGAACCCGAGCUUGUUACUUCUCGAUGAGCCGACUUCGGGGCUCGACUCGACCACGGCUCAGAGGAUCGUUGCGACAUUGCGGUGGCUGGCUCGGGGCGGUCGGACCGUCGUCACGACGAUCCACCAACCUUCGAGCCGGUUGUUUAGGAUGUUUGAUAAGGUACUGGUUUUGUCCGAUGGUUGCCCCAUUUAUAGUGGCAGGGGAAGCUCUGUGAUGGAGUAUUUUGGGGCCAUGGGAUUUGUUCCUGCAUUUAGCUUCAUGAAUCCUGCUGAUUUUCUGCUUGAUCUUGCCAAUGGUAUAGCUCCUGAAACAAGACAGGAUGAAGAACAUGAGGUUGGAAGAUCAGACAGUGGUGGCCACCAAAAUUCAAUAAAAAAAUUCUUGAUUUCCUCCUACUCUAAGAGUUUCAAUGCCAGCAAAGAGGAUAUGGACAAUAGUCUCUAUGACUCAACUAGGCCGAGAAGCAAUUUGCCAUCAAGAAGUAACGAGGAACAAUGGACUACAAGUUGGUGGAUGCAGUUCACGGUUUUGUUGAGCAGAGGACUAAAAGAAAGAAGACAUGAAUCUUAUUCCUUUCUAAGGAUUUUCCAAGUCAUGGCUGUCUCUAUCCUGGCUGGGCUUUUGUGGUGGCAUUCUGACACUAACCACAUUCAAGAUCAGGUAGGGUUGCUGUUCUUCUUUUCCAUCUUUUGGGGGUUCUUCCCUAUGUUCAACGCCAUAUUUGCAUUCCCACAAGAACGGCCAAUGCUAACAAGAGAACGCUCCUCAGGAAUGUACCGCCUCUCCUCCUACUACUUCGCCCGAACCGCGGGCGAUCUACCAAUGGAACUCAUCCUUCCAACCAUCUUUGUGACCAUAGCCUACUGGAUGGGAGGCCUAAAGCCUUCUCUCAUCACAUUCUCAGCAACUCUCUGUAUCAUUCUUUUCAGUGUGUUAGUUUCUCAAAGCCUAGGGCUGACACUUGGCGCGAUCCUAAUGGACGUCAAGAAGGCUGCCACUCUUUCUUCAGUGGUCAUGUUGGUGUUCUUGUUAGUUGGUGGGUACUACAUUCAGAACAUGCCUCCAUUCAUCAUGUGGAUGAAGUAUGUCUCUUUUAGUCAUUACACUUACAAACUUUUGGUUGGAGUUCAGUACACAGCCAAUGAGUUUUAUGAGUGUGGAGUUGGGAAGAAAUGCAGGGUUAGAGAUUUUGAAGGGAUUAAGUGCCUUGGCAUUGAAAACUUGAUGAUGGAUGUGGCUGCUUUGGGUGCCAUGUUGGUUGGGUAUAGGGUCUUGGGUUAUGUGGCCUUGAGGAUUAGAUGAAGUUCAAUUCCUCAUCUGUGUUAUAAUAAUGUUAUCAAGUUACCAAGUCAGAUAUUAUUAGGUAGUAAUAUAAUAUUGCAUCUACUAGUGUAUUAUAACCAAUGACCAAUGUAUUAUGUGAUGAGAAAUGUAUUUUAUUGAUAAUAAUUCAGUGUACGUACAUUUUUAUAAAUAUAAUUAGAAUGGAGAGUUUCAAUGGGACUGUAUAAC